GCAAUCUCUCAUUCGCUCACUAGAGUAUAACAACAUUACAUGUGAGAACUCACUGCCCAUUGAUGUAGUUUUCUAGUCACUUUAUCUUAUUUGCCAUUCUCAUACAAUAAAGGCAAAAAAGGAGUGGAGAAAGGAGAAAAUGGGAAGAAAGGUGAGCAAAGACCAGGACAGUGAAAAUAAUAUCGAGGAGCUGCCCAGUACAGCCAAGAUACCAAGAAAGAAAAGGUUUAUUGGCAUUCCUGCAAAAUAUCUGUGCCUGGAUGACCUGUAAAAGGAGGAAAACUUCCAGCAAGGAAGAGAAGUGUAAGAGACCACUCCGGACCGACAACAUCCAUCUGAUCGACGGUACAGGCAAAAAAGGAGUGGAGAAAGGAGAAAAUGGGAAGAAAGGUGAGCAAAGACCAGGACAGUGAAAAUAAUAUCGAGGAGCUGCCCAGUACAGCCAAGAUACCAAGAAAGAAAAGGUUUAUUGGCAUUCCUGCAAAAUAUCUGUGCCUGGAUGACCUGUAAAAGGAGGAAAACUUCCAGCAAGGAAGAGAAGUGUAAGAGACCACUCCGGACCGACAACAUCCAUCUGAUCGACGGUACAGGCAAAAAAGGAGUGGAGAAAGGAGAAAAUGGGAAGAAAGGUGAGCAAAGACCAGGACAGUGAAAAUAAUAUCGAGGAGCUGCCCAGUACAGCCAAGAUACCAAGAAAGAAAAGGUUUAUUGGCAUUCCUGCAAAAUAUCUGUGCCUGGAUGACCUGUAAAAGGAGGAAAACUUCCAGCAAGGAAGAGAAGUGUAAGAGACCACUCCGGACCGACAACAUCCAUCUGAUCGACCGUACAGAAUAAAGGCAAAAAAGGAGUGGAGAAAGGUGAAAAUGGGAAGAAAGGUGAGCAAAGACCAGGACAGUGAAAAUAAUAUCGAGGAGCUGCCCAGUACAGCCAAGAUACCAAGAAAGAAAAGGUUUAUUGGCAUUCCUGCAAAAUAUCUGUGCAUGGAUGACCUGUAAAAGGAGGAAAACUUCCAGCAAGGAAGAGAAGUGUAAGAGACCACUCCGGACCGACAACAUCCAUCUGAUCGACGGUACAGGCAAAAAAGGAGUGGAGAAAGGAGAAAAUGGGAAGAAAGGUGAGCAAAGACCAGGACAGUGAAAAUAAUAUCGAGGAGCUGCCCAGUACAGCCAAGAUACCAAGAAAGAAAAGGUUUAUUGGCAUUCCUGCAAAAUAUCUGUGCCUGGAUGACCUGUAAAAGGAGGAAAACUUCCAGCAAGGAAGAGAAGUGUAAGAGACCACUCCGGACCGACAACAUCCAUCUGAUCAACCGUACAGAUGCUGCAGGAUUGUGCUAAGGCCCGCAGGGAAGUGGAGCUGCACUGGAGGGCAUCUCAGUGCCCGCACAUAGUAAAGAUUAUCGAUGUGUAUGAGAAUCUCUACCAGUCACGAAAAUGUCUACUUAUUAUAAUGGAAUGUCUGGAUGGUGGUGAGCUCUUCAGUCGAAUUCAAGAUCGCGGUGACCAAGCAUUCACUGAAAGAGAGGCUUCAGACAUCAUGAAAAGCAUUGGAGAGGCUAUUCAGUAUUUACACUCAAUCAAUAUUGCUCACAGAGAUGUUAAGCCAGAAAAUCUUCUCUAUUCAUCAAAAAGACCAAACUCUAUACUGAAGCUCACUGAUUUUGGCUUUGCUAAAGAAACAACCACUCACAACUCUCUAGCAACACCCUGUUACACACCGUAUUAUGUGGCGCCUGAGGUUCUGGGCCCAGAAAAAUAUGACAAGUCAUGUGAUAUGUGGUCACUUGGAGUCAUCAUGUAUAUUUUAUUGUGUGGAUAUCCUCCAUUUUAUUCCAACCAUGGUCUAGCUAUCUCUCCGGGAAUGAAGAAGAGAAUCCGUAUGGGACAGUAUGAGUUCCCUAACCCUGAGUGGUCUGAAGUAUCAGAUGAAGUAAAACAGCUGAUCCGAAACCUGUUGAAGACUGAUCCAACUCAGAGGAUGACCAUUACAGAAUUCAUGAAUCACCCUUGGAUAAUGCAAUCGAUACAGAUACCGCCAACUCCUCUCCACACUAGCCGUGUCUUGAAGGAAGAGAAGGAUUUAUGGGAAGAUGUGAAGGAGGAGAUGACCAGUGCCUUGGCCACAAUGAGGGUCGACUAUGAACAGAUUAAAAUAAAGAAAAUUGAAGAUGCGUCUAACCCACUUCUCCAGAAGCGACGGAAGAAGAUCACUCCUCAUGUUGCCACUCAUUGAGCUAACACCUUGUUUCACUCUGCUCUAGAACUGUUGGUGCCACUUACACCAGCUCAGUGUUAGCUGUAAAUGUGGUUUAUAAGUGCCACUGUAAUAAUAGGGGAAAGGGCUGUUAAUCUAUAGGAUUGACUCCCUGGCAUGGGAAACCAUAUGGUUUUCUAGCUUGUUACUCCAUUUUUAGUCUGGAAGUUUUAUUUUUUAUUUUAUUUUUUCCUUUUUUUUUUCUUUUUAGAGAAUAUUCACAGUAUAUUUUAUAUAUAUAUAAAUAUAAGUAUUUUUAAAUGGAAAAAGUGUUGGGCAACUUUUUGGAGAAAUGGAGUCUCUUGGCCUUACCAAUAAGACGUAAUAUGUACUUUGCACCUCAUAUUAAGAGGUGACAUUCAUGUAUUUUUUUUUUUUUCCUAAAUGUCAGUGGUACUGGGACGGUGCAGCUCUACAACACUUUAUGGAGGGUUAAAGGAGUACUGCAGCCAUUACGUCUCUUGCAUGGGGAGAGCCGCUGCAGAGCCGGGGCCCUGUACAGGAGAUUGCGGGGGGUCUCAGCAGUCGGACCCCCCGCAAUCAGACACUUGUCCACUGAUGGGGGAUAAUUUUUUUUUAUGGCUGCAGUACUCCUUUAAAAACCACACUGGUGUUGGGCAGAGCUGCUAAGGUCACUGUAUUUAGCAGCGGUUUUUACUAUAAUACUGAGAUUGCAUCUAGCCCCACGCCUUUAUCUGUCUGUGACUAUUUUUCUUUUGUAUCACUGGGCUUUGCAAUGAAAUCUCUCACCCAAUCAUUGUUUUAAAUGUGUGUAAAUACAGUGUAGCAAAUGUUACUAUUUUAACACAUCACAGUUUGUCUUUUUCCAAUAGCUGAUUUGUAUUCAUGUUGAAAGGCUCAAUGUAAAUGUUCCAUGUGUUCUUUUGUGUUCAGUGCCUGCAUUUUCAUCACUUUGCCUUAAAUGCAACUAUAUAUUGACCUUAAGGGGCUUGUGUUUCCCCCCCUCCAUAUUUAUGUAUUGUUCUUUAACACUCGGCAGCAGCAGGUUGCAUGUGUUAGAGUUAUAGCCCUUUUAGGCCUUGUCCAUGUGCCAUUCCUCACGCUCAGGCACUUGCAGCCCUAAAGGUGAUUGUAUGUACAUCCACCUAUACAACGAUAUGUCAUAUAGCUACAACUUGGCACAUUUAUUAUGAAGGGAAGGAAGUACAUAUGCCCAAUGUAUCCUUUGGAUGCUAGUAUUUUUUUCUUCAACCACAAGGGUAAAAAUGGCCAAACAUGUCUUGAUACUUUUGUGUGCCAGCCAAAGCAUUGGUGCCCGUUCUGUUGUCAAUUCUGUGGUUGUUCUGUCUACUUUUCUAUUUCUGAUGCAGUGAACGGGGGCAUCGGAUGAGGUCUGCAAAUUGUAAAUGGACUAUUGAUUUUAAAAGACCUCACCCCUUAUAAAUUUUGUCCAUUGAAUGUUCUGAAUGAAGAAUGCUAUAGUUAGGCAUGGAACAAAGCACAUUGUUACAGACACUGCUUUGUUUCAAGUAACUUAAUGGUAAGGAAAUAUUCUGUGGCUUACAAAAAUGAAGCUUUAACUUAUCCAAAGCACCAUUGACUUCUGAUGGGACUGUUAAAUCAAACUGCAUUGGGGAAUAAAUGAAGGGGAAAUAUGGGAAAACUGUGUUCUAUUUUUGUAAUUCCAUCUCUUCUCUAAUGUUGUCUGCAAAGCAAAUUUGUUUUCACGCUCUGUUGUGUGAGCCCCUAUUUGUUCCCUGUUCUCUUGAAAGCAAUAUCCUUUUUGAAAUUGUUGUAAAAUUAUAAUUUUGUAUGAUCAAAUUGUUUUACUAAACAAUUUUAAUAUUUGGAAAACCUGACUGUAG
Molecule: messenger RNA, 4076 nt
Organism: Hyla sarda
Lineage: Eukaryota; Metazoa; Chordata; Amphibia; Anura; Hylidae
Gene: MAPKAPK2
Product: MAPK activated protein kinase 2
Exons: 14
Coding region: 1315-2229 (304 amino acids)
Biological process (GO): vascular endothelial growth factor receptor signaling pathway; toll-like receptor signaling pathway; inflammatory response
Cellular component (GO): cytoplasm; nucleus
Molecular function (GO): mitogen-activated protein kinase binding; calcium-dependent protein serine/threonine kinase activity; calmodulin binding
Source: RefSeq, a predicted model, not a curated record